Messenger RNA from Corvus hawaiiensis (hawaiian crow), 5429 nucleotides. RefSeq names its product cell division cycle associated 7 (gene CDCA7). Gene Ontology annotation, cellular component: nucleus. Lineage: Eukaryota; Metazoa; Chordata; Aves; Passeriformes; Corvidae. Bases 2491 to 3648 code for a protein of 385 amino acids. The record is from RefSeq and is a predicted model, not a curated record. Gene Ontology annotation, biological process: regulation of DNA-templated transcription. The transcript has 10 exons.
ACACUUCCCGGGGCGCUCUGGCAGGUGCUGGCGGGCGGAGACACGGGCACUGUGCUGUGCAGAAUGAAGUAGCUUGGUACACCUGGGGCUCAACACACACAUUCCUUUUCCUGCCUUAGCAGGCAAGGUGAGGGCUCCCUGCAGCAGAGAGGGCAUUUUCCUCAUGCUGUGAAAAAACCCAAGGGCUUGAAAACUUGAGAUGUGCCCUGGGAACCUGUGGCAGGCACUAGCGAGCCCUGAGGGACUCUUUCUACUUGUCCCCCUCACUUCCUCCCCCCUGAGAGAGCUGCCUGGGGAGAGAGAUCCCUGGGGAGAAGGUUAUGCCGCCACAUGUCCUCCCACCCCCAUCCUCUCCCAGCAACCACAUCUUGCUGAAGGCUGGUGGAGGCAAUGCAAAUCAACAUUUGCAAAAAGGCAAUGGCAAAGCUCGUGUAAAAGGGCAAAAAAAGAGACUACAGUAAGUAUUUUUGAUUAUUUCCUGAUAGCCUUCUGUUUCCCACAGCUAUACAAUUGCAGAACAUUUUGUAAAUGAUUUCUUUAUGAUGUGACUAAAUGUAAUUUGCGUUUUCAAAGGGAAAUACAAAUCAAAGCCCAACAAUGAAAGGGCUGGGAUUUUGAGCUUUUAAAAGUGGCUACUGCAUAUCAAAACCAGCUACUUUCGAACAACAUUUUUUGCUAUGCAUUUUGUGGAAUGGCUACACGACAAUCAAAUGAGCAUUGUAAUUAUGCUCCCAUAAUGUGCAUCAUAAUGCUCUUGGCUCCAAAUGAUCUGCUGUGACUUACAUUUGGAAUAAUCAUUAAGGUUUCUAUCAAAAAUGACCACAUUUCAGCCAUUUUCUUAGUGCACCGAUGAAUGUAGUAUCAACUGCACUUUUUCUGACACUGAUCUGUAUUAUUCCUUUGGUUUUCCUUCUCUUAUUCUUUUGGUUUUUGUGGUCUUGGCAGUUUGUGUCAAAGAAAUACAGUAUCGGAUAAGAUCGGACAUGACCACCUUCAAUCCAACAUGCAGGAUGCAUUGGCACACAGCCUUUACUAACAAGAAAAUCAUAGCAAAGCACAAGGAGAUAGAAACCUGUUAAACUAAAAGGAGAAAAUCUAUUUCUCCUUAGAGAGAAAAAAAAGGAAAAAGAUACUAAUUGCAUUGUGGAGGUAUUUUAUGGAGCUAGUACAGCUGGUCUUACUAGAAACAGAUCGUACAUAUUAAAUAUUAUAUCUAUUUUACAAAAUCUGAUUCUACCUAUGAGAGCAUAGUGUUAAGGUAUUUACAUUAAAAAGGUACUCCAUAAAAAUGCAUGUCCAGCAAACACAUAGAGGUCUAGCUGUAAUUAAAUCUCCAAAAGUGAUGUUCUGUGUAAGAACAAGUAUGUCCUUUCUGGAUUGCAAUCAAUAGCAGGUUACCUGAUUAUACACCUUAUUAUGUCUUGUAUAGUAGUGUGAGCCACUGGAGGGUGAUGUGUGAACAAAGAGAUAUGCUUGAUCAGAUCUUUUCAAGAAACACACCUUACAGGAGAGAGAAAAACAAUUAGUGUGUGUUAUAGGUUACCGAUUUACAAUUUACAUCAUAAAUCAAUGUCUGAUUAUUUUAAUGCAAAAUGUUUUUAGCUUCAUUUUAUUGCACUAAUGGUUUCAAUAACACACUAUAAUUUGCUCAGAUGAAGAGGUGAUUGGACAGCUCUUACAUAAAUUUUUAAUUACUGUCAUUAGUGGCUGCAGUCUUAUUCUUUCCUGUGGAGCUAAGAUACGUGUCAUUGCAUUGUGCUACGGGUACUCAGUGGCCAUGAGAAUCCAAACUCUCCCUUUCCUCUUAAACGCAUGCACCCAUAAAUAUGUGUCACUGUGCAAGUCUCAUCACAAUAAAUACUAGCAUCACACAGACAUUAACUAAUGUGUCCACAUGCUAUUUUAGGCAGGUGUGGUGGUGCAUCCCCCACCCUUGGGCCAUACUAUGAUCUCAGAAACACUCAUUAAGCCUUGGCCUUGACAAACACCACCUGGGCUAAGGUCCUCUUGAACUUAACAGAAACACUGCCAGGAGCUUAUGCUUUCUAGUGUGGCUGUUUUUAACGAACAGCCUUGAAAACUGAUUUUUCUUGCCUGAAUAAUAACCCAAGUGGAACAACAUUUUUGUUCCCAGACUUUCGAAGAAAAUUAUUGACCCAAAUUGUGGCCAGGAUGGAAAAUUACUAUGGCUAAAGCCAACCCUUUUGUGACCCUAUAAAGAGCAGUCCUAAGUGAGACCCUUUGAGCCCUCCUGGACCGCAGCAGGCUGUGACCAACACCUCCCCCUCAGUGGGGCCUCCCAGGGCCAGCCAACACUCACGUUUGCCAUACUUGGGGGACCACCACCGAUCGCCAGCAAUGGAGCCUGGGCUACCUCCACUCCUCGAGACUCAACACUUUGCCCACUGAGAAGAUCCAAAGGCAUCCGAUCGCCGAGGUUGUUCGGGAAGGAGAAACUUCACAGCCUUUCGAAAUACAAAACUGAUUCCCAUGGAAACAUCCUCAUCCUCUGAUGACAGUUGUGACAGUUUUGGUUCUGAUAAUUUUGCAAGCACAAAAUGCAAAUUUAGGUCGGAUAUUAAAGAAGAACUGGCAAAAAUUUUUCAUGAAGCCUCUGAUGAUGAAUCUUUCUGUGGCUUUUCAGAAAAUGAAGUUCAAGAUGCAUUGAAAUUGGAAUCGGAUUCAGAGGAGACUGAUACAAGUGCUGAAAGUGCGAUAGAUCAGAGAGGGCAGAAAUGCCCUGUUCCUCUGAAAGUAGCCAUGAGGUUUCCACCUCGAAGAUCGGAGAGGAGGAAGGGUGAGAUGGAACCUGUUCCUGAAACACUGAUGCCUGCUCCAGAUUCAGACUCUGACACUGAAGAAAAUGGUGCUAUGUUUUUAGAAAAAAGAGCUUUAAACAUAAAGGAAAACAAAGCAAUGCUUGCAAAACUAAUGGCUGAGUUGCAAAAUGUUUCUGGUAUCUUUGGUGGGAGAAAAUCGUUGCCAGCUGUCAGUCAUCAGGGACCAAAGCGACUUCCAAGGCGUUCCUUGCCCAAAUGUGCCUUGAGGAGGAACCCAGACCGAAGUUCUCGGCCUCACACAAGGUCCAGGUCCUUGAUUGAAGGUCCUCCUACUCUUGUACCAGAAGAGGAAGAAGAUGACCGGUACAUCUUAGUGAGAAGAAGAAAGAUGUCUGACGAAUACCUGGAGCAUGAAGCCCGUACUCCCAGGAGGGGUCACCGUGGUGCCGUGGCUUUUCCACACGUUGUGCGCCCAGUUGAGGACAUAACAGCGGAAGAGCUGGAUAAUAUUUGUGUAUCUGCAAGAGAAAAAGUAUAUAACAGGGCCAUGGGAUCCACCUGCCAUCAGUGUCGCCAAAAAACCAUAGACACCAAGACAAAUUGUCGUAACCCUGAUUGCAUAGGAGUGCGGGGCCAGUUCUGUGGGCCGUGCCUCCGCAACAGAUACGGGGAGGAUGUCAGAGCAGCACUGCUGGACCCGACAUGGAGGUGCCCACCAUGUCGUGGGAUCUGCAACUGUAGUUUCUGCAGACAGCGAGAUGGCCGAUGUGCCACAGGUGUCCUGGUCUACCUGGCCAAGUACCACGGCUUUGACAAUGUCCAUGCCUACUUAAAAAGUCUGAAACAAGAACUUGGAAUGGAAGACUGAAGCUGUGGCUGCCUUUAAGUUACAUACUCUUUUCAACUACGUCAUAUUAUUGCCUGCAGUGAAUUGUUUAAUCAAAUGAGAUUACAAAGUGCCUUCCCUGCUUCCCUCUCCUUUUGGGUAAAAAAGGAUAAAAACCUUUCAUUUUUUUCAGUAUAAACCAUAGUUGGGAAAGCUGUUCAAUGAAGGUCUUUGCCCAGAGGCCACUGUUUUCUCUUUAAACAACUUUGCAAAUCAGAUAGCAUCAGUCCUUGUUUUCAUGAUAGUAACUUUGUUUUUUUCUUCCUGAAGGGAGAUGGGGCUUUAAGCCAUUCGUUUCACUCAUGCAGCGAUCUCUGCUGCAGGUUUACUUAUGCUCCAAAAUUGUUUACAAAAAGAUAGAGAUAUUCUGAAAACUUGGGGUGGUUUUCUCCACAAAACCAAGCAGCCAAGUUCUGCAAUACAGACACUUAAUGAUCAAAUGGAAUUGUAGAAUUCUCUGAAGCAGCAGCAUGUUCUUAAGUUCAAAAAGGAAGCCCUGUAAGUUGCAGCUGAGCAGUCUUCAAGCACUAAUAUUUGGUUUUAUAGAGUACUAAAAGUUCAUCCUGGCCAUUUGAAGGGAGACUCUCUGAAUUAAAAAAUGCAGCAGAAGCCGUUUGACGUGGCACUUUGUGUUUUUGCUGAGAUAAGGCCACUGCUGAAAGCUUCCACAGCACUAGCAUUGCCUACUGGUGAUGUGAUGUGAACAUACUGGUAUACAUUGUGUAGUGACCACUGUCUGAAACAGAAUGCUUCGUGUGUUAAAUGACUGUGUUCGUGGACUCUCUUCUCCCUGUUCUUGCUGCAGCUGCAGAACUGCUUUGCAGAGUCAGCAGUGGUCCUGGGGAAGAGGGAUACCUCCAGACCAGGGCUUGGUGAAGCAGAGGGGUGGCAGUUCAUGUGGCUGUUGGCCAGCUUCAAGUGGAUGAAAGGUGGUAACUUGUUUAAUUUGGUUAUCAGGAAAAGGGGCAGUGCAUGUUUCUGUAUCUGGCUCUGUGUGAUUGUUGAAGGUUCUUUCACAUGACAUUUGUGAAAUGUAAGUACAGCAGAAAUGGAGCUGAAGAAUUCUGAUAUGCUGAGUGCAUGGGGUCUCCUGUACUCAGUGUUGUGGAAAAGAAGGUGCCAUGAAAAUUGCAUCCAGAGAACCACAAAGUUUGUAAAUGUGCUUAGUUUGGUUAUGGAAACUACUGUGUAAGCUUUGUAUAAGGUUUAGAAGGUAAUGUUAUAAAUAAUGUACAGUUUAAUAGUAGAAAAAUCAACAUGGGAUUACACUUCUCUGCUUGCGCCGUAUUUGCACUGUGUGUACACAAAAUGAUCCGCAGUUCAUACCUUUCUGGGAAUUGCAUCAGUGUGUGUGGGAGGGGAGGAGAGAGGAAUUUAGAAACAACAGAUACUUAUGUCUCAGACUUGCAGUUCUGUUUCAUAAAUCAUCUCUCCUAUAGAAAAUCUCCUGUCCUUUCUUCAUCUGUUUUUAUAGUGUGAAUAGCUGUGCAAUCUGAGGUGUGGAGAGUGCUCUUCCCUCUAGGUACAUUUUGUGAAGAAGGAACUCAUUUUAGAAAUACAUGUUCUGACAGAUAAAAGUGGUUGGUUUUUUUUUCCUCCUAAUUGCUUGGCUUGCCUUCUGAUUGCUAGAGUGUGAAAGUACUGUGCUAAAAGCAGACCCUUGUGUUAUAUUACAGAGACUGCUGUAUUUAGAUUUACUCAGAUCUGUACUGUUCUGUACAAAAUUUUUCAUUUUGAAAAUAAAGAUUUUCAGAUUUAGAAUA